Molecule: messenger RNA, 351 nt
Organism: Vicia faba (fava bean)
Lineage: Eukaryota; Viridiplantae; Streptophyta; Magnoliopsida; Fabales; Fabaceae
Source: the annotation of a GenBank genome assembly
AUGGAAAAAUCCGUGUGUGUCACAAAUGUAACGGUUAACAACCAUAUACCUGAAGAUCUUUCCUUUUCAAUCCUUUCAAAAUUGCCGAUAAAAUCUUUGAAGAGAUUUGGAUGUGUACGCAAAUCAUGGUCCAUCUUGUUUGAAAAUCUUUAUUUCCUGAACAUGUAUCAAAACUACUUCAUUUCUAAUAAUCAUUCCUACUAUGAUGAUACUUCUAUCAUCUUACAUCACAGGAAUGAUCCACUUCCUGGUGAAGAAGAUCAAAAUACAUUGUAUUUACUUUCAGGGGAGAGGUGUGAUAAUCUAAUCAAAUUAGAUUGGCCAAAUCCAUUACACGAGGAGAAUGUUUGA